AUGACUGGAAUCGCGUUACUCGGAGCUGGGCUGUUUGUUAAGGAAGCUCACUUACCGGCAUUGUUGAAAUUACAAGCCAAUCUGCUAGCAGUUUAUUCGCGUUCUGCCCAGUCAGCACAGUCUGUCCUGACAGUGGCUGAUGAACUAGGCGCCACGUCUUCUAACAUUGAUAUCUACGCCGAUGAGUUGGAUUCCGAAGGAAAGGGUCUCGCCGCAUUGUUGCAACGCUCAGACAUUGGAGCAGUCAUCGUUGCACUCCCGAUUCUUGUUCAGCCAGAUGUCGUCCGAAAGUGUCUCGCUGCCGGCAAGCACGUAUUAUGCGAGAAGCCCGUGGCUAAAGACACAAAAGCGGCUCAUGAGCUGAUCAAAGACUACGAGCGCGACUACCUCCCUCAAGGCCUGAUCUUUUCAGUUGCUGAGCAAUUCCGCUAUGAUCGUGCCUUCACUCGUGCCGCGAGUCUUGUUGCUGAUGGUCGUAUCGGUAAGCUUCAUCAUGUUCAUGCUCGUGUUUGGGGUAACAUCCAGCCUGGUGACAAUCAAUACUACGAGACUGAGUGGCGCAAGAUACCAGAGUACCAGGGGGGGAUUUAUCUUGGAUGCCGGCGUGCAUUUCGUCGCGCUGAAAUAUCCUCAUCUUCCCCUGUGGACACUGUCAAUGCAGCCAUAGAAUUUGACGAUGGGGCUUCUGGCUCACUGAGUUUCUGUUUUGCUUCUACCAAAGGGAUCUUUGAGUUCAUCUUCGUCGGAGAUCAAGGUGCUUUGACCAUCAGUGCCGUGGAUGGUAAAGAGGACACUUGGCGGAUCGUGCUCGAAAAAGAGCAGAAAGGCGAUAAUGUUGUCAUUGAUGAGGAGAUUCUCGGUGGAGGCGUUUACCAGGAGAUCAAGGCUUUUCUUGGAUCCUGUGCUGGUGCUGCGCAUGAUAAAAAAGCUGGAGCUCGUGAGGCGAUGGCCGAUGUUGCUGUGGUUGAGAGCAUCUGCGCUGGAGGGGGCUGCAUUGAGCUCUUACAGCUGUGA
Molecule: messenger RNA, 1014 nt
Organism: Penicillium maclennaniae
Lineage: Eukaryota; Fungi; Ascomycota; Eurotiomycetes; Eurotiales; Aspergillaceae
Product: Gfo/Idh/MocA family protein
Exons: 3
Coding region: 1-1014 (337 amino acids)
Biological process (GO): NADPH regeneration
Cellular component (GO): cytoplasm
Molecular function (GO): nucleotide binding; oxidoreductase activity
Source: RefSeq, a predicted model, not a curated record